UGCUCAGUGAUAGGCUGUGAGUGAGAGGUUAUAAAGCUGCCAGAGCUCAAUUCUCAGUGUCAGUGUCCUGUGUCAUCACGAUGGAGGUGCCACGGGGGGCACUCUGCUUGCUCUUGCUCUACUGCUUCUAUGUCUCUUCUUUUGCAAAUCCAACCUGUAAGCGUAAUUGCAGAGGCGCUGGAGGUCCAUUCCUGCCUGGACAGGUUUACAAAUACCAUCUGAAAGGAUCAACAGUAACGCAGCUCCCUGGCUCACCAGAUGAUGUCACUUCACUUGGAAUAUCCGCAACUGCUGAAGUCUUUGUGGAAUCCAAGUGUCAGCAUGUCCUCAGAUUGUCUGACGUAGAAGUUAAAGGACCAGAUGGAAAGCAAUACAAUGGGCUAAGCGCAGACUGUGCCAAGCCAAUCAGGUUCUCGUAUAGUGACGGAAAGCUGGAUGAGUUGUGCGGUCAGGCUGAUGACGAGGGAGUCAGUUUGAACAUCAAGCGAGCUGUCAUCUCUCUCUUGAGUUCAGUCAAGAACCAGGAUGAAGACAGUGGGUCUGCUAGUGAGAAUGAUGUAUUUGGAAUUUGUCCCACUGAGUUCAGUAUCUCUCAUGAAGGCUCGAAGGUCGUAAUCCACAAAACCAAGGACUUAAACAGAUGUGCUCUCCGAGAGGAUUUCAACCUCCCAUUCUCUACUACUCCAUACCAGGCAGUCCAGAGUAGUUUUGGCAAGUUUGAGACGUCACCUUUACUCGGUUCCCAACUAAAAGUCUUGCAGGAGAUAGAGAAUGGAGUUCUACAGAAGGCUGAGGGGACAGAAAUAUACAACUACAGACCUAUGAUGAAUCCUGAAGCAGGAGCAACAAUCAAGGUGCUCUACACUCUCACCCUGGAGAGCUCAGGACCUGGUGCAAUUCCAGCAAAUGUCAAUAGUCCGAAAAAAAUCUUUUACGAAGCUGCUCAUGAUUCUGAUGGCAUCAAGAAUCAAGGAUCAAUUGCUGCUGCACUACAGAAGGCAGUAGCUGCGAUAGAUCCCGUUGCUACACCUGAGGCAGCCAAAGAGUUUGCCAACCUUGUCCAUGUCAUAGAGCAAGGCAAUAAAGCUGAUAUCUUGGCAGCUUAUAGUGUGGCUCAAGGCAAAACUGCCAAAAAUAUCUUCUUGGAUGGUCUUUUGUAUGCUGGGAGUGCUGAAUCUGUUGAGGCUGCAGCAGAGUUGCUUAGUAGCAAAAGAAUUCCUGAGGAAUCAGCCCUUCUCUGGUAUCUGGAUCUCAACUUUGUUAAACAUGUGUCAAGAGGAUCCCUCACUUCCUUACUGCCUCUGCUCUCUGGUGACAAAGUACCAUACCAAGCUUAUUUGGGAAUUGGAUCUGUUGCUGGAAAAUUCUGCGUGCAGCAUCCACAGCUCUGUGAGACCUCUCAGGAAUACAACCAACUUCUGGCCAGACUGGCUGCUCCCUUAGCUGGGGGCUGCAAAGUGGAUUCUCAUGAGAAGGAAAACAAUAUUAUUGCCAGCCUGAAGGGAUUACGCAACACUCGUCACCUUACUGCCGAGAUCGCUCAACAAAUCAGCCAAUGUGCAGCUGACAGGUCAGCCAGGUCUAGAGUGCGUGUUGCUGCUCUUGAAGCUUUCCAUGCUGAUGCCAGCAAACCAGUUCUCAUUCAAACUGCUAUCACAAUUUUACAUAAUGUUGAAGAAGACUCUGAGCUACGAAUUCAAGCCUACUUGGCCUUAGUCGCAAACCCUACUCCUAAAGUUGCAGACAUAGUGAAGGAACUAAUUGACAAAGAACCUGUCAAUCAAGUUGGCAGCUUCAUUGUUUCUCAUCUGCGUAACAUUCGAGCCUCAACCAAUCCUGAAAAACAAGCAGCCAAAGCAUUUUUGGGAAAUAUUAUAAGCAAAAAGAAGUUCCCCUUUGACCAGCGCAAGUUCUCUAAAAACCAGGAACUGUCUUACAGUCUGGAUGCUUUGAAUGUAGGAGCAGCUGGAGAAUUGAAUCGAAUCUUCUCACAGAAAUCUUUUAUUUAUAGAUCUGUCUCACUCAACUUAACAACACAACUAUUUGGGCAUUCUGUCAACUUAGCAGAGGUUGGUCUGAGACUUGAAAAUCUUGAAUGGUAUUUUGAGAAGUAUUUUGGUCAUAGAGGAAUACUAAAAUCAAAGGGUUCUGAGUUGGCUGAUGAAUACGCUGAUGAGGCUGAGAAAGUUGUGAAUAAGACUUUGGAAAGAAACAAGAGAUCCAUUAACAAACAGCAAACAUUAGCUGCCAUUGACAAGAUUCAUCUUGGUCCAGAUUAUGAGGAUCGCCACACAAACAUUGACCUUUCAUUGAAACUCUUUGGAUCUGACAUUGCUUGGAUGAAUUAUCAUCAUGACAAGUUUGAUUUUGAAGGCAUGAAAAAGAAGCUGUAUGGGAAAAAGGAUGAAUUCAUGGAUAACUCCAAAAAUAUGGAUAUUGAUUAUAAGAAAGCAAGGACAUUCUUGGAUGCUGGACUUACAUACCCGACUGGGCUUGGAUUAGGAUUGAAGAUCAAAGUAAAUGGCAACUAUGCAGUGAACCUUAAAUUCAAUGGUAAAGCUGAUUUGAACGCAAUCAUGAACAACCCAAGAAAUGCUCAUUUUGCCUUCCAAUUUGUCCCAAGUGGAAGUCUAGAGCUGGCCUCCACCCUGGCAGUUGAUGCUGAUGUGGUUGAGUCUGGUGUGAAGGUCUCUGCCAAUCUCCAUUCCUCCACUGGGACAGAUCUGACAGUGAAGGUACUUGAUGGAUACGGAGUAGAUGUCAAGCUUGGCUUGCCCGUCAAGAAACAGGAAAUACUGAACUUCCACUCUGACGUUUUCAGUGUCAUUAGAGAGAAGACAGGUUCUGAAGUGGAAACACCUGUUAAAUUUAAUGUAAAGAGAGAGGAUCACGGUGGAUGUUUUGACCAGCUAAACACCUUGAUUGGACUGACAGUCUGUGGAGAAGUCAGUGUGCCCCUGGAAGGUUUCAAAGUGCUGAGUCCUGCCUAUGGUCCUAGCAAGGCUUCCCUCCGCAUUGAGAAGGAGGAUGAGUCACUUACUGCUUAUCACUUCAGAGCCUUCUAUGACAAUAAACAGCAAGAUAAAGUGUCCCUGGAAGUGCUUUUGGAUACUCCCAACUCAAAAACAGAUAGAAAGUUUCUUCUGAGUGUCAAAGGCAGCAUGAAGCCCCAGAAACAACUUCUAAUCGCUUUGGAAUCUCCUUUAACUGUACCCACCACUUUUGAAGCUCUUGUGAUUGAUACUGAAUUGGAGCAAGCUAUAUCUGCAAAGCUGACUUCCGAUACCGCAGAACACUUCUUCAAGAUUGGUGCCCACAUUUCUGGUGACAUAAAUCGCAGAAAGUAUGAACCUAUUCUUGAAUACAAAUUUCCAGAAACAGCAUCAAAGUCUUCAGGAUGGAUUGGACGAAAAGGAGUGAAGGGAGGAAGGCAGCAGCAACAAUCAGCUUUGGGAAUUUCAGGUGCUGUGUAUGUGGAAAAACAUCCUGGAACACCUUACAGGAAAUAUGAACUUGAAUCUGUAACUGUGACCACUCCUAGUAAGAAGCUGACUCUUGAUGGAACCAUCACUAUUGAUGCUAACCUUGUCGAAACAGAUCUCAAAGCAUCGUAUGAAAAUAAUACAUUCACAUUAAAGUCAAAGGUACAGAAACUGGGUGAAAGAAAAUAUACAGCUGAAGUAGAAGUUUUGCCCUCACAGUAUCCUGAUUUAGCAGGAAAUCUUAAAUGGCAGUACGAGAGAACCCCACACAAGAUUGAGCACAAUCUAGUGAUUGUCCAUGGUCCAGAUCUCACGAGCGAAAUGUCUCGUUUAUCAAUUGCUCAGUUGUUUACUUACAAACACGAAUCUGCCAAAGACUUUGACUUCCACACAGUCAAUACAGUGUCAUAUCCUCUGCUGGCUUUCACUGGUUCACUGAAAGGAGGUGUCGCUCCCAAGAGUGUGAUGUAUGAUGUUGAUGUAACCUAUGAAAAGCAUCAAAUAAAGAGCAAACUGGAUGCCAAGAGGGGCAUGAAGGAGCCAUCUGAUUACAGCAUAGAAUUUGAGGCAAAAGCUCUAGAAAACAGUGUAGACCUUACCCUGAAGCACGAGCGUGUGUCAGCGACAAAGUCCAAGUUUACCAACUCUCUACAGAUGAAACCUGGUGGCAAGUACCAACUGAACGCUCUGGUGGAGAACAAUGUUAAGACUGGUGACGUCCAUCAGUCCUUAGAAGCCGAGCUUAAAAUGCCACAGGAACCUAAAUCUGUCAAAGUAAAAGCUGAACAUACACACAACAGUAAAGAGUUUGAUGUAGAAUUUGAGUUGAUUGCUGGAAAUAAACACGUGGUUGAUUUUGAAGUAGAAUGUAACAAAGCAGCAGAUCCUUCUGGCAAGUUUAAACUGUCGUUGCCGAGAUAUAUUGACAGUCAUGGAGUUUAUGAUACAAAAGCUGGAAAAGGAACUGGAUCUUUCUAUAUAAAUGUUUUGAAAACUGGAAGAAAGAUUGAGGGCAAGGGUGAACUGACACAUACUUCAUCCCAUAUUGUUGGAUUUGGUGAAUUGUUGUGGGAUGCCAACAAAGAUCCUAGUAAAAAAGUUUAUGUAAAAACAGACACUUCGUGUUCUGGAAAAUCUAUUGAUACCAAGAACAUCCUGCAAGUUUUUGAGCAUAAGACAGAAAUAAACCUGAAGGGAACUAUGGACGGUCCUUUGCUUGAUGGAAGUCUUGAAGGAGAAGCUGAAGUUGUUCUACCAUCUGGCAGGAUAGUAACUGCUAAAGUCGACAGAGUUUUCCAUUUGGUCUCUGAAGACAAUAAGAUUGAAGGAACUUGGGAACUUGCAGACUAUGCCUCCAGGGGUGCACAGCCACGGAAACUGACACUGAAAUUGGCUGGUAAAAACAUUAAUCCUAGGAAAGUGCAAUUUGACGGACAAGUGGACCUGACCUAUAUGACACCUAACAAAGAGGAUCUCAUCCUACACUUUGUAGGAAAGAAAGUUCCUCAGGGCGAGAAAUGGACCAUUGCUGGACAGGGUUCGGUAACUGGAUCCAUGGUGAAACAUCCGAUACACUCCAAGCUGAAUGCAGAGGUAACUGAGCAGCUGCUGAAGGGACGGAUGACAGAUGAUGGAAAGUUUCCUUCUGCUCAUUAUGACUUUGAACUGAAGGCUGGAGAUGAAAUUGAAGUGGCAUCAAAUGGUAAAAUUAACCAGGACCAACUUAAUAAUGACAUCGAGAUCAAACUACCAUCUGACCUUGCGAUCAAGUCAGUCAAAUGGAAUAUGCUCCAUGUAUCAGCACAAGAAAGUACUGGAAAGAAGAUUGUAAACAGCAAUGCCAUUCAAUGGAAUGGGGACAAGUUUGUUAAAUACAAUGCUGAAUCUUACGAAAAAUCAGGCACCCUCCAUGGAAAAAUAACAUGGGAAACUCAUGAGCAGAGUCCACGUACUGUGACCUACAAAGUCGAUGACAGUGAGGAUAAGGUAGACUUGGACCUUGCUCUGGAAUGGGAAGGCAAGAAAGCUGAUUUCAGCUUGAAAGCAGAUGUAACAUCAGAGCCUGUAUAUUUAAAAAUAUCUAGCAAUGUUCCUGAUCAUGGAAAUUUCGAAAUUGACAUUUCUGCCAAGGACAAUAUGGAAUCUACGGAAACUCUAAUCACCGUUGUAGGAAAUGGCAAGAAGAUGGCUUUCCAUGCUCGCCACUCCAAGAGUAAAACAAGUCCUUCCCUGGACAUUGGUUUAGAAUUGCCACAAGGAAAGUCCAGAUUUUAUGGGAAAUUAGAGACAAAAGGAGAAGCACACUAUUUAGUAGAAAGCAAAAUUGAGUGGCUUACGAAUGGUGGUGGAACCUUUGAAGCAAAUGGUGAAGUGAAUGUUAAGAGCUUUGAUGAUCUAUUUAUAAAGCUGUUCAUUGACAGUCCAGCACUUAAUAUGAAUAAAGUGGAGUUUGAAGCUGGAAGACAACUUACAAAGUCAUCUGCAAAGACUCUUUAUUUCCGUGGAAAAGCCAACGAGAAACAACUUUCUGGCAGUUUUACUCUGGUGCCAAAAGAAGACAAUCUGUAUGAAGGAAAUGGUGUUUUGAACAUAGGAGAUGGAAGCUAUCCACUUAAGUUUAAAUUGAAAUUCGAUGUACAGAGAAAAGAUCAAAAGGAGAUGCUGUUGGACAUGGAAGCUGGAAAGUACUCGUAUUACGCACACAUAAUGGGCUUGACCGAUGAAGCUAGUGGUUUGUACAAAGUUGAGACAGUCACCAAAUAUUGCAAAAAUGACAAAUGUCACAAUGAGGAACUCAAGCUCAGCAAGCACAAAACAGGACCCAUGGAAUAUGAGAUUACGUUUGGACUGCAGCUGUCAAUGUCAUUGUUCUUUAUGUUGGACCACCCACUGAUACUGAAGGGCCAUUCAAAGAGACAAGGUUUAGAAAUUGAUCGUAUUCUUGAGGUUGAAUAUGGACCAGAAAAACUUCAAUACCAUGAAUAUGUCCAGAAGGACCGUGCAGGUGCUGAGUUGACACUACCUAAGAGGACCAUUGCUGUGGAGGCAAUUUUUUAUUUACAAGACAGCAAGGAUAAUCCUUCAUUCAAGAUUGAGGGUAAUUUUUGGAUGGACAAGAAGAAUGCCGCAGCAGACAAGACAUCAGUGGUACUGGCCAGUGAUACCACUAAACGUGCUGAUGCUGUUGUAUUGUCCCAUGAGGCCCAUUUCAGUACACCAGGAAUGAAAGAACUUUCAUUGAAGAAUGAUUUAACCGUCAAUGUGAAGGACCACACCAUCCAUGCCAAAUUUGAAGCCGAUGUAUUCUCCAAAAAGAACCAAAAGUUUGUCAUUGAAUACAAAUUGGCUAGUAACAAAAACGAGGGUACGUACAGUGGAAAUGACCAUCUUCACAUCUAUAGCAAGGGCCUUAACAUUGACACACAACUCCAAAGGAAAGCAUCUAUCUCUAAAAAUGGUGUCAGCUACAUUAUAACUGGAUCCUACAUUGAUUCCAAACAAAACAAGCGAGAGGGUGUGGCUCAGUUUAUCUUUGAUCCCAAGCAUUCAGAAGUUGUUCUGAAACUCCCAGAGGGUACAUUAUACGCAGAAGAAUCAACCCUAGUGGGAAAUCCUGACAGUCUCAACUACCAUAUGCAAGGAGAAACUUACAUGCUCGGAUACAAAUUUGAGGAGGAGUUAGAUGUGAAAAAGAAAGGACCUCACUUUAAAUACAUCCUAACAAUCAUUCAGAAGGCGGAGAACAAUCCACAAUUCACUCUCGAUAUUGGAGUUGAUUUAGAUCAACUUGCUGAAAUAAAUUUGAAGUACAACAAAAAACUACUGCUUGGCCUAGAAGUUGCUCUGGACGAGGCACACUAUCUAAAGUCCAAGUACCAGUACAACACAGAUGUCGCCAAGGAUUAUCUGACUCAAGAGAAAAAAAAAUAUAGUUGGAAUGCUAAAAGAGGGAUCAAGAAUUGCAAAGAAUACUGGAGCCAAGGUGGCAGAAGAAGUGACUGACAGAUUAGAAGACUGUCGCCAAGCUCUGCCCAACUUCAAGUCAGCAGCCCAACAUUACCAGAAAGAGUUGCAACAGUUUAAACAGGAGAUUACUAGCAAUGAGAAUGCGAAGGACGUCAUUGAUUUCGU
Molecule: messenger RNA, 7613 nt
Organism: Homalodisca vitripennis (glassy-winged sharpshooter)
Lineage: Eukaryota; Metazoa; Arthropoda; Insecta; Hemiptera; Cicadellidae
Product: apolipophorins-like
Biological process (GO): lipid transport
Molecular function (GO): lipid carrier activity
Source: RefSeq, a predicted model, not a curated record